AUGAUCAAUCAUAGAGACCGGAUCCAGAUUAAUCAUCGUAAGGGCUGCCGGAAACCCGAUUUUCGCAACCAGAGGAAAACGACCAUGUCAUCAGUAUUGCGUCGCAGAUUUUCGGCCCUCAGUGACCCGAGCUACCUUAAGAGAGCUAGUAAAGUUGUAUGUGUCGGACGUAACUAUGCCGACCACAUUGCAGAGCUAAAUAGUACAAGGCCGAAGUAUCCCCUCUUCUUCCUGAAGCCGCCCUCGACGAUCCUGCUGCCGGGAGAAGGUCCGGUCCUUCGUCCACGAGGCGUUACUCUACAUCAUGAAGUUGAGUUGGCCCUUGUAAUGGGUAAACGAGUAAAGGAUUUAGAUCAAAACGAUACUCAGGGUGCUCUAGAUGCUAUCGGAGGCUACGCUUUGUGCAUCGAUAUGACUGCGCGGAAUGUUCAAAGUGCGGCAAUAGCUAAAGGAUUGCCUUGGACUACUUGCAAGGGCUUUGAUACCUUUCUGCCCACCUCAAGCUUUAUUCCUAAAUCUGCCAUACCGGACCCACAUAAUGUCGAACUAUUCUUGCGAAUCAAUAAUGAGCCCCAGCCGAGACAAUGUGAUAGCACCCGCCUGUUCCUCUUUCAGAUUCCGCAGGUCCUUGCGGCAAUCUCAAGUGUCUUCACGCUCGAGAAGGGUGAUAUUAUCAUUACUGGAACACCAAAAGGAGUUGGUCCGGUCGUACCUGGGGACACUAUGUACGCCGGUAUCAAUAUUAAUGGUGCAGAGCUCGAUUGUGCUAAAAUUAAAGUGCGCGUAGAAGAAUCCACGAGCACCUAUGAGUAUUGCGAGUCGUGA
Messenger RNA from Blumeria graminis f. sp. triticale, 825 nucleotides. NCBI's taxonomy places the organism in Eukaryota, Fungi, Ascomycota, Leotiomycetes, Helotiales, Erysiphaceae. The record is from the annotation of a GenBank genome assembly.